AUGUUCUGUGCAAUCUCGGGCGAGGCACCGAAAGAACCUGUCGUUUCGAUAAAGAGCGGGCAUGUGUAUGAAAAGCGGCUUAUUGAACGCUACAUUGACGAGAAUGGCAAGGAUCCCAUCACCGCCGAGGAACUGCGCAUCGAUGAUCUCGUGCCGCUGAAGACGUCGCCGAAUACCGCAUUCCCACGGUCGCCAAUGCACUCGUCCGUGCCGUCGCUCAUGAUGGCGCUCCAGAAUGAGUACGAUGCCAUGGUAUUUGAGACGCUUGCAUUAAAGAAGCAGUACGAUGCAGUGCGCCAGGACUUGGCACACGCACUGUAUACGAACGAUGCUAGCAUGCGAGUUAUUGCACGUCUCAUCAAGGAGCGCGAUGAAGCGCGCGAUGCGCUUGCAAACGUUCAUACCUCGCUGGGCUUGCCCGCUGCAGAGACGGCAGAUGUAGACAUGCCGACUGCUCCCAGCGCCGCACUCCCAGACGCGAUCGUGGCAAGUAUUGACGAGAAGGCAUCUUCUCUUUCUGGCGAGCGCCGUGCGCGGAUCAAGCGCGGCGCGCCGGAGGGAUACACGACGGCCGACGCCGCGGGCGAUCUGCACGAACAAAGCGCGCUUUCUUCACUCCACGGCGCGAGUGCGCCGGGUGUAACUGCGCUCGACAUCAGUGCGAACGGUGCGCUGCUGCUUACGGGUGGAAAAGACAAGACUCUCUUGGUGCUUGAUCGCGCCUCAGAAAAGGUCCUUUCCAAGCUCACCGGCCACACCAAAGCAGUCACCUGUGCUGCAUUUUCUGGGCGCGCAAACCCCUGCGUAGGCGCUGCUGCGCUCGAUGUGCCCAUGCCCAGCUACGCCGUGAGCGGAAGCAUGGACAAGAAUGUGCGCGUUUGGCGCGCAAAGGACCAAGGGGGGUAUGUCAGUGCACAUAUCCUCAAGGGCUACACUGCCGAGGUGACGGGCGUCGAUAUUCACCCGACAGAUCAGCUCGUGGGCAGUGCGAGCCGGGACGGGUCCUGGGCGAUCCACGCACUUGAUUCGGGAGAGCGUUUGCUGCACAUCACCGCGCCGUCGGCAGACGAAGAGAGCGCGGACGGCUUGGGUGGAUACACGUAUGAAUCGUUUGCAUUUCACCCCGACGGACAGCUUGCAGCGACCGGCACCGCAGACGGUGCAGUGAGGGUCUGGGACGUAAAGCACGGCAAACAGAGCGCCGUAUUCCGCGGAAAUCCUGGCGCGGUGCACGCGCUGCACUUUUCUCCCAACGGCUACCUCUUGGCCGCAGCCUCGCGUGCUUCUGGCGACGUGAAAGUGUGGGAUUUGCGCAAGCUAGACGUGGCACGCACCGUGCAGGUAUACACCGAGGACGGUGCGGAUUCCAUUUCCCAGCUGCGCUACGAUCCCACCGCACAGUUGCUUGCCGUCGCCGGCCGCGACCUGCGCGUCUUUGCAGGAAAAUCGCUUGCACACGCAUGCACCUUGGACCAAAACAGCGCGCCGUUCACCAGCGUGCAAUGGAAUCCGCUCGACGGGUCUCUAGCCGCAAGUUCGUUGGACCGCACGGUGCGCUUUUUUGGCACGCACGAUUUGUAG
Messenger RNA from Malassezia vespertilionis, 1581 nucleotides. Its product is annotated as RING-type E3 ubiquitin transferase. Gene Ontology annotation, molecular function: ubiquitin protein ligase activity; protein binding. Gene Ontology annotation, cellular component: cytoplasm; U2-type catalytic step 1 spliceosome; Prp19 complex. Bases 1 to 1581 code for a protein of 526 amino acids. The transcript is spliced from 3 exons. Gene Ontology annotation, biological process: mRNA splicing, via spliceosome; DNA repair; protein ubiquitination. Lineage: Eukaryota; Fungi; Basidiomycota; Malasseziomycetes; Malasseziales; Malasseziaceae. The record is from RefSeq and is a predicted model, not a curated record.